Molecule: messenger RNA, 1879 nt
Organism: Halichondria panicea
Lineage: Eukaryota; Metazoa; Porifera; Demospongiae; Suberitida; Halichondriidae
Product: sperm-associated antigen 6-like
Exons: 10
Coding region: 209-1735 (508 amino acids)
Biological process (GO): cilium movement
Cellular component (GO): microtubule cytoskeleton
Molecular function (GO): microtubule binding
Source: RefSeq, a predicted model, not a curated record
AUUAUUUCGAGAAAACGGAGGUCAAAGUUCAUCAAAAUUGAUUGCUACCUUUGACCUUUAAAAAACUAUCAUAACUUUCUAGCUAGUUGCUUUUGACUGUUCAUAUUGCAGCUGGAGCUUCUUCUUUGAUCUAUGCAGAGAACAAAUUGUAAAACACUUCUUCUGUAAGGUUACUACAUUAAUUAAUUAAUUCGCUGUACGGAGGAAAAUGAGCCAGAGACAAGUUGUACAAGUGUUCGAGACCUAUCAGAAGGCCAGGGCACAGUUUGUGCAGACCGUGUCUGAGCUGGCGUCACGGCCACAGAACAUCGAGAGCCUACAGAAUAAUGGAGUGAUGCAACUAUUGAGACCACUGCUAUUGGACAUUGUUCCUACUGUCCAGCAGACUGCAGCCCUGGCUCUAGGACGUCUAGCCAACUACAAUGAUGAUCUAGCUGAGGCAGUAGUGAAGGGAGACAUACUGCCCCAGCUGGUCUACUCCCUAGCUGAGCAGAAUCGCUUCUACAAGAAGGCAGCCUCAUUUGUGUUGAGAGCUGUAGCCAAGCAUUCCCCUGAGCUGGCACAGAAUGUGGUUGAGUGUGGGGCUCUGGAUGCUCUCGUUAUCUGUCUAGAAGAGUUUGAUCCUGGAGUUAAAGAGUCGGCAGCUUGGGCUCUCGGCUACAUAGCCAGGCACAAUGGAGAGUUGUCUCAAGCAGUGGUGGAUGCUGGUGCUGUUCCUUUGCUAGUCCUGUGCAUUCAAGAGCCUGAGAUCGCUCUCAAGAGGAUAUCUGCUUCAGCGCUCAGUGAUAUUGCUAAGCAUUCACCAGAACUGGCCCAGACGGUGGUGGAUGCUGGGGCUAUAGCUCAUCUAGCUGCACUUAUAGGGAACAAGGACUCUAAGCUCAAGCGACAAGUGUACAGUGCUCUGAGUCAGAUCUCCAAGCACAGUGUUGAGUUGGCAGAGUUGGUGGUGGAGGCUGAAGUGUUUCCUGCUCUCCUGUCCAGUCUAAGAGACCCCGAUGAUUAUGUGCAGAAGAAUGUGGCUACUCUUAUCCGGGAGAUUGCUAAACACACACCAGAGCUUGCCCAGUUGAUAGUGAAUGCUGGUGGAGUGGCUGCAGUCAUUGACUAUAUUGGGGACAGCAAGGGGAACGUGAGACUGCCUGGAAUCAUGAUGCUUGGAUAUGUGGCAGCACACUCUGAGAACCUCGCUAUGGCAGUCAUCGUCUCAAAGGGUGUUGUCCAGUUAGCGAUUGCCCUCUCAGAGGAGACGGAGGAGCACAUACAGGCAGCCACUGCCUGGGCCCUCGGUCAGAUAGGUCGGCACACUCCAGAACAUGCCAAGGCACUGGCACAGGCUAACGUCCUACCCAGACUGUUGGACCUCUACCUCGCAUCAGACAAUGCUCAGGACUUGCAAUCUAAGGCUAAGAGGUCUCUGAAGAAUAUUCUGAGUCGCUGUGUGCACCUCCCUGCUCUGGAGCCCCUCUUACAUGAUGCUCCUCCCAAUAUCCUCAAACACGUCGUUGGUCAGUUCUCAAAGGUCCUGCCCAACGAUCCUAAAGCUAGGAGACUCUUUGUCACCUCCGGAGGUCUUAAGAAGAUUCAGGAGAUCCAUGCUGAGCCAGGUACUAUACUGGCAGAGUACAUACGGACCAUCAAUAGUUGCUACCCAGAGGAGAUUGUCAGGUACUACUCUCCUGGCUACUCAGAUAAACUACUGGAGAGAGUUGAACAGUACAAACCAAGUGUAUAGCUAUCACCACAAUAGAGACACUUUGAACUUAUUGCCAUAGUUAUUAUGCAGCAGUGCUUUUUGUGAAACAUCCACUUGACUGGUACUACGUGUUGUUAACCACUAAUUUGUAUUGACAUUGCCUCAACUAUUGUGAGCAUUAUC